This is a messenger RNA of Ananas comosus (pineapple), 803 nucleotides long. RefSeq names its product cytochrome c. Gene Ontology annotation, biological process: mitochondrial electron transport, cytochrome c to oxygen; mitochondrial electron transport, ubiquinol to cytochrome c. The transcript is spliced from 4 exons. The record is from RefSeq and is a predicted model, not a curated record. NCBI's taxonomy places the organism in Eukaryota, Viridiplantae, Streptophyta, Magnoliopsida, Poales, Bromeliaceae. Bases 129 to 473 code for a protein of 114 amino acids. Gene Ontology annotation, molecular function: heme binding; electron transfer activity. Gene Ontology annotation, cellular component: mitochondrial intermembrane space.
GUAUUUUGGUUUCGUAGGAAAGCGUGGCGAAAGCGUUGCUGGUCGACGAGUUUUUUCUUCUGCUUCUUCGCGGAGAGGAGAACCAAACCCUAACCCUAACCCUAGAUCUCUCUCUCUCUCUCUCUCCAAUGGCGUCGUUCGCGGAGGCUCCCCCCGGUAAUCCCAAAUCGGGCGAGAAGAUCUUCAAGACAAAGUGCGCCCAGUGCCACACCGUCGAGAAGGGCGCCGGCCACAAGCAAGGACCAAACUUGAAUGGACUGUUUGGUAGGCAAUCGGGGACAACCCCUGGUUAUUCCUACUCCACUGCGAACAAGAACAUGGCUGUGAUUUGGGAGGAGAAUACAUUGUAUGAUUACUUGCUUAACCCUAAGAAGUAUAUUCCUGGCACAAAGAUGGUAUUCCCCGGUCUGAAGAAACCACAGGAGCGUGCGGACCUCAUCGCCUAUCUGAAGGAAGCAACCGCCCCACAAUAAGCACCUUUCUUUGUUAUUCAACCUCCUCUACAGAUGCAAUUCUUUUUGUGGCUAAUAAGACCGUAAGGUCAUCCUGCUUUGUGCGAAGAAGCAGCGGAGCCUAUUGAACAAUCUUUAUUUUUAACAGUUUCUCUUUUUAAGUAAUAUUAGGCAUCACUUUGGAGUCAUUGCCUAAACUGAGCACAUUAUUCAUUCGAUGCAGAAUGUUUGCAUCGGCCUAUUCGGAAAUAGCCAUGCCCUGAUGACUUAGAUCGUAUCAUAUCAAACCGUUUUAUGACUUCGUUGAGUUUGUCGUGAGUUGUUGAAUCUGAGUUUCUCUUCCUUUCGUCC